AUGCCUAGCUUCCUCGCAUUCGUGCGAGACCAGUACACUCAUCUUCCCAUACCCGACCCUCCAGCCAAUAUCAAAGACGCAACGUACAUCGUGACAGGCGCCAACACGGGUUUGGGGUAUGAAUGUACCAAGCAUCUUUUUCGCCUGGGCGCCAAGCGCAUCAUUAUGGCAGUAAGGACACCAAGUAAAGGCAAGGCCGCACUGGCGACGAUCCAGAGUGAGACCGGUCGCAAAGAUAUCGGCGAAGUCUGGGAGCUGGAUCUCACGUCCCUAGAUUCAGUCGAAGCGUUUGCCCAGCGCGUCGACAAGCUCGAUAGACUGGAUGCUAUAAUCGAGAAUGCAGGACUUGUUAUGACAAAGUUUGAACUGGUUGAGGGUCUAGAGCAUUCUCUCUUGGUCAAUGUUAUUUCCACUAUGUUGCUCGCCUUCCGCGUAUUGCCCAAGCUUCAGGAGUCCGCAAGCAGAUUGGGAAUUCAGACACAUCUGGUGAUUGUGUCAAGCAACACGGCUUUCCAGUCUGAUAUGGAAAAUCGUUUAGAAAGUCUCCAGGGUGACGUUUUUGAUGCACUGAGCAAUAAAAAGAGCUUCGGAACUUUUGUUCAGUGA
Talaromyces amestolkiae is the source of this 606-nucleotide messenger RNA. RefSeq lists its product as uncharacterized. The transcript has a single exon. Bases 1 to 606 code for a protein of 201 amino acids. Lineage: Eukaryota; Fungi; Ascomycota; Eurotiomycetes; Eurotiales; Trichocomaceae. The record is from RefSeq and is a predicted model, not a curated record.